CCGUUGGGGUCACGGAUGCCCCAGAGGGGGUCACAUAUCCCCCCCAGAGGUGUCACACAUACCCCCAUUGGGGUCCCAUGUUCCCCGCUGGGGUCACGGACGCUGCGGGCCCGGUCGCGCGGGGGGGGGGGCGGAGCCCCCGCCUGUCAAUCAGAGCUGGCUCCGCCCCAGCCCGACUCAGCCCCUUGUGGGCGUGGCCUCGCCGGACACACCGCGCAUGCGCCUGAGCUGGUUCCGGCGCGGCGCUUCCGGGUGGGCCCGGCGCGGCCGCGGGGCGCCCGCCAUGGCCACGCUGUUCCCGUCGCUCCUGCCGCGCCUCACCGAGCCCCUCUGGUUCAACCUCGACCGCCCCUGCGUGGACGAGACCGAGCUGCAGCAGCAGGAGCAGCAGCACCAGGCCUGGGUGGGCCUCAGCUGCAGAGCAUUGCUGAGAAGGACAACAACCUGGUGCCCAUAGGAAAGCCAGCAUCCGAGCACUACGACGAGGAGGAGGAGGAGGAUGAUGAAGACGAUGAAGACAGCGAAGAGGACUCUGAAGAUGACGAGGACAUGCAGGAUAUGGAUGAGAUGAACGAUUAUAAUGAGUCUCCUGAUGACGGGGAGAUCAAUGAGGUGGACAUGGAAGGGGCAGAGCAGGAUCAGGACCAGUGGAUGAUCUGAUUCUGCUACGACCAAACAGGAGCUGGGGAGAGCCCUUGCCCCCCACAAGGGCAGGGGAGCAGGUCAGUGAAGCUCCUUCUGCCAUGGGUGCUGUGUGGGGGCCUUGGAGCAGGGGAGCCGGAGGAGUGGCUGCCACCUGGCACAUCGGGGCUGACAUGUCUUUUCUAAUAAACUCACUUUACAAGAAAA
Myiozetetes cayanensis is the source of this 849-nucleotide messenger RNA. It is a transcript of the gene ANAPC15, whose product is annotated as anaphase promoting complex subunit 15. Gene Ontology annotation, cellular component: anaphase-promoting complex. The transcript has 4 exons. The record is from RefSeq and is a predicted model, not a curated record. Gene Ontology annotation, biological process: regulation of mitotic cell cycle spindle assembly checkpoint. Bases 16 to 660 code for a protein of 214 amino acids. Lineage: Eukaryota; Metazoa; Chordata; Aves; Passeriformes; Tyrannidae.